Drosophila persimilis is the source of this 1508-nucleotide messenger RNA. RefSeq names its product vascular endothelial growth factor C (gene Pvf1). Bases 8 to 979 code for a protein of 323 amino acids. The transcript has 5 exons. The record is from RefSeq and is a predicted model, not a curated record. Lineage: Eukaryota; Metazoa; Arthropoda; Insecta; Diptera; Drosophilidae. Gene Ontology annotation, biological process: positive regulation of cell population proliferation; positive regulation of protein autophosphorylation. Gene Ontology annotation, molecular function: growth factor receptor binding; growth factor activity. Gene Ontology annotation, cellular component: membrane.
CUUAGCCAUGCCACAAACCAAAUCUUCGACAGCGCAUCGCCUACCUCUACAGCUGUCGCUGCUGCUGUUAAUCGUCAGCGGUGCUGCUGGCGUCUCUGUCGCGUCCUCGGCCAAUCUGCAACCCUCGCCACGCUUUUUCUAUGCUGCGACGGCGGCGGCCACCCCACCAUCAGAUGCCGCAUCACAGACAAAGGUGCGUCUGCUGCGGCAGACAAACGGCGCAGCAGUACCCGUGGAUGAGGGAAGCUGUUGCCAGGGGGCAGCCGCCGAUGCUGGAACACCUGUAACGUUGCCAUUGGAACUUGCAACGGACUUGAGCAACAUCACCGCCGACUACGAUGUCUCUGGCGAAAUAUCCUCCAAGGAAAACUUCAAACGCAGCGUCACCAGAUCUGCCAUACGGAAUGCCCAGCCUGCGAUCUGCUCGCCUCAGCCGACCAUUGUGGAGCUGAAACCGCCCAGCGAUGAGGCGGGGAAUUUCAAUGUCUACUAUACGCCUGCAUGCACGCGCAUUAAUCGCUGCAAUGGCUGCUGCGGCUCCACAUUGAUCUCCUGCCAGCCCACGCAGACGGAGAAGGUGCAGAUGCGUGUGCGAAAAUUCGAACGUGGCGGCACAUCCAAGCGCAGCUCGGAAAUCAUUGUGGUCGAACAGCAUUUGGCGUGCCGCUGCGAUUGCCGCAUCAAGGCCGAGGACUGCAAUGCGUAUCAGCUGUACAGGAGAGAAUUGUGCCGCUGCGAGUGCCAGAACACGGACGCCAGGGACAAGUGCUUGGAGCAGGCCGACAGCAAGUAUUGGGACGAUGCAAAUUGCACCUGUGCCUGCCGCUACAAUCAGAGCUGCACCACCGGCACCGUUUUCGAUGAGACGCAAUGCAAAUGCACCGAUCCAUCGGCCCCCAUUGAUGUGGUGGAUCGCAAGCGUUUCAUUGUCCAGGCAGUGGAGGUAGAGCCCGACAAUACCACUCUCUAUCAUGUGUAAGAGCGCUGAGGAGGAAACGAGGAAAAGAAGGACCAGUGGGAGGAGGAGCACCAGCUGGGACUACAACCUGGAAUGGCGAGAGAUUGUACUGAGAAACCCACAAAAUACACAAUGAUUGCACUAAGCUUAACUGCACACGUACUUUAUAUAUUAUUUAUAGUUAUCGAUUUAGACCUAGUCUAUUACAACAACCCACACACGUCACACACAUUCCGCCCCCGUACGCCCGUACCCCCGUACCCCCGUAUUCAGUAUUCUGUCUGUUGUUCCCUCAUUUUGUGCGUGCAGCCUAAUUAUUAUAUUUUUUUUUAUUGAUUUGUUAGCUAACUUUUUAGGCGCCUGUUUCCAUGCUUAAGUUUUAUAUUUUUCAAUAUCACCACAGAAAUUUCACUUUUGCCUCACACCUCCCAUAAUUGUGUGUAGAUUUUUGUUUUGUAUAAUUUGUAUGCAAAUUUUGUAGCUUUAAGUCAGGCCAUUCCAAGAACACGAUGCAAGAGAAUAUACAAAGAUUAUUGAAGUAAUAUGUAAA